Molecule: messenger RNA, 4217 nt
Organism: Mytilus trossulus (common blue mussel)
Lineage: Eukaryota; Metazoa; Mollusca; Bivalvia; Mytilida; Mytilidae
Product: cytokine receptor-like factor 3
Exons: 8
Coding region: 131-1468 (445 amino acids)
Molecular function (GO): protein binding
Source: RefSeq, a predicted model, not a curated record
GGUUAAUUUGGGUUCGUAACCGGAUUUAUAUUUCUUGUUUUUAGCACUUUCAUAUUAAUGGCAGCCUCCAUCAUCGAAAUUCUGUCCCCUGAAUAAUCUGACACGACACUUAUAUUCAAUCGAAUCGAAGAUGACACAAGAACUUAUACAGAAUUUGAUAGAUGUCAUGGACAUAGCUCACAGCCAGAGGGCUCAGCUGACAGAGUUAUUACCUCCCUUACAAGAGGCCCAGGAUCAGAUUCGCUAUAGUAAAACAGAAUCUUGCCAAAAUCUGACUGAUUACUUCGACAAAGUCAAAGAAAAUGUGAUAGAAAAUAUCAACAAGAGGCUAACACAUCUACUGUCAAAAGUGGAGUCAAUAGCUAAUGAAGCAUUAGAGCCAUUACGACAGUGUGAAGAUGUCAUUAAUCAGAGUUUAGCAGCAGCAGCCAGAAUUAUGCAGGAUGGUAAAGCACUUUUAAACAACAAUCCAGGCGACAAUAUAGAGGGUCUUGUGAAAUUCAAGGACAAUCCAGAUAUAAAAGCACUUAGCAGCAUUCCAGAAGUUCCCAGUUUACCAGAUGUGCCUUACAUUAGUAUAGAAGUAUCAUCAGAAUUAGAGGAGAAAUUGGCAGAGUUUAUAAGUCAGGAGGGCAGAAUAUUAGAAAGAGCUCCAGUUCAGAUUAUUGAUAUUAUAGAGAGACCUGGUGGCCUAACUGUUAAAUGGAGUGAAAUUGAUGAAGAAAUAGAACCAGGAGAUUUCUGUUUAGAGUUUACCAGUGGCAGUAUAAAGUUUGACAGUAAAUCAGUAACAUUCCACAGUUCAUACAAAGGACCAGCCACAUCUCAUACAGUCAGACAUCUACGUACAAACAUGCCAUAUUCUUUCCGUGUUCGAUGUCGAUGUGAAAACAGCAAUAAAUGGAGUGCCUGGAGUGUACCAAGAGUUGCAAUGACAACUAUACCACAUUAUGAAUGGUCUAUCUGUGAUCCUGAGUAUGACACAAGUAAUGAGAAUAAGACAGCUACAAGGACAAAUGAAGGUGAAACAAAAGUAUUAUACUCCAGUAGCAAUAGCUACCUAGCUGGAGGUUCUGUUACAUUUAGACUACUGGAUGCUGGAGAGAGUUCUCCACUUGAUGGAGUAGGAUUAUCUAUAGACAAUCAGGAUACAACGACUCUGCAGAGAGAAAAUGCAGUCUUUUUAACAACUAGAGGAUGUGUAUUUGUAAAUGGUCAAGAAAUGAAGAACAAAUUACCUGAUUUGACAAAAGGCACAAAGUUAAAUGUGGAGACGGAGGUUUUGUCUAGUGGAAAGAUACGGGUCAGUUUAGAGGUCCAAGACAAAGCUGUCACAUUUGACUGGAAGAUAAAUGAGGAAUUGAAUAUCACACAGCUAGCAGGGAUGGGAAUGGGAGGAACAUCAGACAAACAGUUAUACUUUGGUAUAAUAUUUAGUCAUGAAGACUGGAAAAUUGGAGUUGAAUGAUAAAACACAUUUUUUUUAAACCUUUAAUGGCAUAGGGAUUUGAAAUAGAAUGAGAUUAAACUGUAGAGAGUAUAAAGUUCAGGGAUCAUUAUAGUACUUAAAUUAUAAAAAAAAUAUCAUAAAGCUUUUAUAAUAUUACAAAAAUCAGUAAUUAUUCUCUUAAUUUGUAUUUGUUAACAUUUUAUGAUCAUAAAAGUCAGGCAAAGCCAGUGGUCAAAAAUCAACAUCAGAAAAAGUUUGGUAUAUUGUUUACAUUUAUACAAUUAUAAAACAGUAACACCUGACUAAACCGAACCCUUUCGAUUUUGAACUUGAGAUUUUGUUCAGUUUUGGCAGGUAUUCUGUGUAAUCAGGUUCAUAAUGCAUAAAAUUGAUAUGAUUGGUCUUCAGAACAAGUUUGGAUUAGACAGGUUUGUUCAGGGUUCGGUUUAAUCAGGUUUUACUAUAGUUAUUAAGCAAGUGACAAAGAACAAUUAUCAGGUUCUUGCACUUUGUCUGUGCUGUCCAUUAGAAUGCUAGACAUUUAUCCAUGGCAGGAUAUCAUUUGCACUUGCUUGUUCACGAACUAUAAAUUUUUUGCUUAGAGCACUAUUCACAAAUAUUUUUGAAGGAGCUUGUAUUAUUGAAUAUUUCACCAAUUUAUGAUGGACCAGGUACUAACCAGUUACAUUUUCCCAUUCACUUUAGUAUUAUUGAACAAUAUGCUUGCCACUGGAAAAGAGAUGGGGAAAAUUUUAUACUUCUAGCUACCAUUAUAUUUACUAUAUAAUUUUUAUUUUGUUAAUGCAAUGUAGGUAUAUAUUUUAUUCUGGUUACUUUUGUGUAUUGUUUUUGUGUAACAUUUCUUCAGUAUUUUACCAAUCAUGAAAUAAGUAAAAUAUUUUACUUGCUCAAAUGGUUCAAAACUUGUACUGGAAAAGCAUUGAUUACGGAAGACCAUUCAUUUAGAUUCAUUGUGAUUAGCCAUGGGAACAAGACUUGUAGUAGUUUACGGAGGGAUCAGUAUGUUGAAUCGUGUUUUAUAAUUUGUGGAUUGUUAUAUUUUUGUGUGUUUUAAUGAUGUAUUUAGAAUUUUGUAAGAAUGAAAAUAUAUUUAAGUAUAUUAUUUUUCUAGUCAUAACGAUGUAUAGAUAUUUGCUUGUUUCAUAGUGGUGCUUCCAUUGAAUAUAUAAUUGUGCUUAUUUACAACAGUUCAAUUCAUGUAUAUUUUUUUGUCAUUUUAAAAAUGACAUUUGUAUUGAUUUAAAUAAUUUUUAUUUCAUAAGUGCUAAAUAUUGUAUGAUCAUUUGAUUAGAAAGACCAUUCUUAGUUCCAACAUCACCCAAAUUUACUGGAAGUGAAACUUUGGAUAUACUUAUAAGUAGCACCAAUGGUAAUAGCAUCAACAUUGGGUGUUGCUCUACAUGUGCUCCAGCUUUCUCCAAUAAAAACUGACUGUCAGGAUAUAGCACAAAAGUGAUGAAAGUGGCAUUUAACACCAAUCAUUCAAUCAAUCAUUAUUCGACAAAAGAAAAUUAAAUUUUAUCACCUCAUUUAAAGUGUUUUACUUAAUUUGUUUAGAGGAAGAGACAUGUCAGUCAGUCAUUGUCUCAAAAUCUUGAUCUCAGUUUUAUGCAUAAGAGCAAUGAAAAUUGCAUUCUAGACCUGUUCCUCAGUAGCAAUGAAAAGUCAUCAAUGCUUGGUUUAGGGAUAAAUUAUAAGGAGUAUAUGCAUGUUUAUCUGACAUAACACAGGGUCAAACGUAAAAAUUAUGUGGCCUUAACGUCCCACUAGGGAUGAAGAGGAUAAGUAAGUAAGUAAGUCAACACAAAAAUUCCCCAAAAUACAAAGAACAGCAGGGCCAAUUUUUUAGAAUUUAUAUCAAAAGGAGCUAUAACACAUUUUCACAUUUCAAUUUCAGGCGAUGAUCAGGAAUAGGUGACAAUAUGCAGAAAAGCAUAUUGAUAUUUGGGAAAUGAAUCCAUUGUAAGAAGUACUGACAUAUGUCAUUUGGUCAUGAUUUAAUAUUUUAUGCUCUGGUGGUCAAGCUUUAUUUUCAGCAAUAAGACUCCUAUCCUAGUAACUUUAUCAGACAUGUCACCUUUAUGUUUAUUUGUAAUUUUCUGUUUUGCUGUCCAUGUGAUCUGUCUAAAAUGGGUUUGGCCAUGUUUUCACUAUGUUUCAAGAUUUAUUCUGAUUAGGACUACUCUAUAACUAGGAAUGAAUAAUAAUUUGUUAUUUCAGAAUCUAUUGGACUAUGGGUAAUUUUAUUGUUUGUACCCCAAAAUAAAAAUAUUGUCGGGUCAUUGGUUAGAUUUCAAUUGUUUAAGACAUUUUCAACCAAUAUUGGUAAUUUCAAUGUUCGUACCUUAAUGGUGUACAUUUUUGAAAAUAUUACCCAUAAUGCAAAUGGUUCUGAAACAUCAAAUUGCAGAUUCAUAUGGCAGAUCAGCUGUGUAUCUUUUAUUCAUUCAUUUUAUGGAUCAUAUAUUAGUUUGAACUCAAAUUUAUUAUUUCAUACCUCCACAUUUUUGCAAUCCAUCUGAGGUCAGGUAAAUAAGUUUAAUUAAUGUUGUAGAGAAGUUUAUGACAAUGUUAUACAUUGUUGAAAUAAUGUUUAUUAGCUAAUUGCUAAUUGCUUCUUUAUAAUGAAGUAAUAAUUCCAGUCACUGCUUAAAAUUUGUACAUAUCCUAGAUAUAAAAUAUUAUCACUGGAUUGUUAUAUUUUUACCAUGCUCAAUAUAAUAAAGAUAUGACAUAUUAUCUCUUA